Suillus discolor is the source of this 1174-nucleotide messenger RNA. Its product is annotated as WD40-repeat-containing domain protein. Bases 101 to 1060 code for a protein of 319 amino acids. The record is from RefSeq and is a predicted model, not a curated record. The transcript has 3 exons. Gene Ontology annotation, molecular function: protein binding. NCBI's taxonomy places the organism in Eukaryota, Fungi, Basidiomycota, Agaricomycetes, Boletales, Suillaceae.
AAAAUCACCACCUAGCAAUUUUCAACCUCGCCUGGAACAACUCGGUAGAUCACAAACACACGCUUCCUAAGUCAUUCUACAUUCACAUCAGUCCCGUUGAAUGAGCACCACGGACACUCCGACAUGCCUGGCAUUUUCGCCCGAUGGCCAGAAAAUCGCGAGCGGUACUGCUUGUUCGGGGGUGACCAUUACCGACAUAUCGUCGAAGAGCAAGUACCAGCUAGAAAUGCUUGCAGAUGCCCAUACGCAUAUAACUGCUGUGGCAUGGUCUCCUGACGGACAAAAAAUUAUAAGCGCAUCACCAGACCAUACGAUACGUUGCUGGUAUGCUACUUCAACACACCUUGUAGGACCACCAUUUGGAGAGCACGAUGACUUGAUCCUUGCUGUGGGAUUUCUUCCUGACUCAUCUCACGCAGUAAGCUUGUCAAGGGAUGGAGAGUUGCUUGUAUGGGACACGGGGAGCGGGGCAAUCACUCAACGAGUAACUGUGUCAAAUGCUGCUCAAACCAUUUUCGUGGCAGCUCUGUCUGUCGAUAGUACUCUCCUUGUCACUAGCGAUACAAAGGGGGGUGUUGCGUGGGAGAUACCAAAGUGUGUGCGAAUAGCGGAGAUCACGCUUCCAGAUAUACCAUUGCUUCAAGCCGCUAUUAUACCGAACAAUCGUCCUCGAGUAGUACUUGCAUUUGGCGACAAGUCUUUCUGGACAUGGGAUGUGAAUACGGGGAAGCAUGACGAUGCGCGCUUCGAAGGCCUUAAUGGAGAUGAUAUCCCCUUUGCCAUGGCAGCUUCUCCAAAUGGCAAGCUUUUGGCGCUGGAAAUUGAUGGCGACGUCGAUCACCCCACACAUUUCUAUGACAUAAAGGGCCACGAAUUCACUACCUCCGAUGUGAAAUGUACCCAUCCAUUUGCAUUCUCGCCGGACGGCAAUUUUUUUGCAGCUUCGAGCGUGCCCUCGGAUUCGAAGGACGGCUCUUCUAAUCUAAUCAUACGUUCAGUGGAAGAGAUUCUUGGUUGCAGCCCCCUUGAUGUGAGAUUUAGGUUUAUGGUAGAAUACUAAACUCAUGGUAUGCAACAGUUCCCUGCAACAAUCAGCGCGAAGGCCAAAGGAAAACAACGUUCGUUGGGACACAACCCGGCGUUCUUCGAUCAACCGCCACAUCCUUCUGGCAGU